Amoebophrya sp. A120 is the source of this 2158-nucleotide messenger RNA. Lineage: Eukaryota; Dinophyceae; Syndiniales; Amoebophryaceae. The record is from the annotation of a GenBank genome assembly.
AGCGUAAAUACCUACGAGUAUAAUCGAGAUUCAAGUAGUACUGCCGAAUACUCCGGUGGAAAAAUAUCAGGCUGUAGCAGCAGAAUGAAGCCCACGACCGCGUUGGCGGAAACUUUUCUGUGCGGAGGUACUGGUGGAGGGAGCGCCGCGUCUGCUUCUUCAACGUCGAGUUCUUCUGCCAGGGACAGCGCCUCACGCCACGCAAUGACUCUGCACCAGGUUGAUAAUCUCGACAAACUUCACGAAGCGAUAAUUUUCCGGAGGAACCGAAAUACGUUUGCGUAUCCCAAACGGUUCCGCCGGAAAAUGUUGAGCACGACUUCUUUCUACAACGACUGCUCGACCUCCAACACGCAAAAUUCGGAGUGCCAGGACUUCCGCGGUCUGUUCGCCGCGAAAGAGCUCGUCCCGGAGGCCAUGCUGACGUGCGGCGACGUGGAGCCGUUGUCCGGCAACCCGGUCGACCCGUUCCGCCGGUUGCACUACGUGAAGGAGUCCCAGUCGAACAUGUGGUACAAGUGCUGCGAGCAGCGGAACGAGGACCGGUUCGUCUUCAACUCCGGCCCGCCGCAGCUCCGGAACGAGGGCCCGUGGAUCCCGGGCAUUGGACCGCUCUACGGGAUGAGCCGGCGGGUGCAGGAGGAGCUAAAGAAGUUAACGGACUUCGGGGGGCAGAUCAUCAACCUGCUCCAGUGGAACCAGCUCACGGGCGGCCUCUUCGCCGGCAGCCAGGCGGAGAAAAUUCUGGAAAAGGCGCAGCUCGUAUCAAGAUGAAAAAUCCCCCCUCGUCCCCAUAUUCAAAUGAAAAUCCGUGAUGCGGGACUUGUCGUGUACACAAGUGUCUUGCAGUAGGAGAUCGCAGGCAGAUCGUUUAUGUGUGAACAGGCCUUGUGCUGUACUUAGGCACUUAGCAUGGCAGACGUCUCCGCUGGAGGCCUUACAGCGCUACAAAUAAUUCGCUCCUGGAUUUUCGUGCAAGACAGGAACGCUUAUACUGAGAAGUAUACCGCUUCAGUAGAAGGAGGGGGGAUUUUUCCUCGUAAUAGCUCGCGACGAUCAAGACCAGCUGUGUGUCCGGGAAGGCGUGCUUGGGGCACAGUUUCACGGAUCAGCUAUGCGCUGGAAGUAUGUCUGGGUCCACUUGAGGCCAUGGAAAACUGCAAUUUUGCAUGACCGCAGGGAAGGAGCCUUUGUUUUCCUGCUCAUGCGUAGUUACAGAUGCAGAUUUCAGAGUCAUGUGAGAUGACAAGCGUGACAAUAAACCCGCAGUCGCACCCGUUUAGACCACCCAGACCCAUUUGCAGUGCAUACCAACGCGUGAAGUACAAUAUGAUGCCGGCGAGAAAUAUGAAACUGUCAGGAUUGAAAUUGACAAAGUUGAAAAAUUUGUGAUGCAUAAAACCGACACCAGUUGGAAGCCUAAUUUCUAAGCGGCGCAUGACAAAUUUCGACGUCAUCCAAAUCCAGUCUGUCAUGCUGUUUAGCGAAAGAAGGCAUCCUUUGUCAUGCUACUUUAGCAGCUUCUUCCCAAACCCGAAACAGGCUCACAACUGGCCCUCACAACUGGCCUCACUUGGAAUCCCUGCAAGACAGUCACUACGUGCCUUGCAUUUUAUGCAUCGCAGAUUAUUUCAACUUUGUCGAUUUCAAUCCUGACGCACCGAUAAGAAAUCUUCGCUGCGCGUUGAUGGAGAACCUGAAAACGAAGGUGGACUAUUUCGGGCGCCGGAAGCAGACCCGGUUUUGCCAGUCGUUCAAGCGUUCCUUGGUCGAGAAGUUGCUGAAGCAGGUGAACGGGCUCACCCGGACGAUAUUGCGCAAAGCGGUCUCCUUCGUUCCCUUCAGCACGGGGUGCAGGGGAGCCCGGUUUGCGUGUCUGCAGCCGUACGACGGGAUGGGAAAGAAGUACCGGGUGAAUCUAGAAGAGCCGACUUGCGUCGACACAGGAUGGAAAAAUGAACCCUGGACCUUUCCCCACAAUUAUCAAGUGACUUUUCUGUAACAAAAUGGCAGGAUGUAGAUGACGAUGGUGAUGAAGAGACUACUAGGGCAUGAGAGUCAAAAAUCCAGUACGUAUUUUUUCGUAAAAGACCACCAGUUGCCAGCGCUGUCAAAAUGUCCCUUCACCAAUGUUUGUCCUGCGAAAGAGAAAGACCAA